Molecule: messenger RNA, 1131 nt
Organism: Contarinia nasturtii (swede midge)
Lineage: Eukaryota; Metazoa; Arthropoda; Insecta; Diptera; Cecidomyiidae
Product: ADP-ribose pyrophosphatase, mitochondrial
Exons: 5
Coding region: 55-975 (306 amino acids)
Molecular function (GO): ADP-ribose diphosphatase activity
Source: RefSeq, a predicted model, not a curated record
CAUUUGAAAACAUCACUUGUUUUAGCUUCAUUUGUGACUUAUCGAUGUGUUAUUAUGUGUAAUUUUGUGUUGCUUUGGCAAUUCGUCUUUCUUAAUCAAUUAAAAUUAAAUUUUUGCCACCAAUCGAUUUCUUGUAGUAUGAAGAAUACCAUUGUGCCAUUUCUUCAUCAAACGUGCCGCAAUGCCAUAUAUCCUCGAAGCAAUGGUGUUAAAAGAUUUACAGUACCAGACAAUUUGGUAAAUUGGAUGGAAAAAUAUACUGAAUACAAGCCGGAAUUUUAUGAAUCGUCAAGUUUGGUCGGGGCACCAUAUGCAGAUCCAGCGAUAGAUGACACAAACUUUCAUCCGAUCUGGAAUUCAAUUGACGGUAAAAUUGAUCGCACCUCAUUCCAUGGUGAAUAUGAAAUUCGUGAUAAAUAUCCGCUUAAUGUAGCCGGCCGAACAGGAGUGGCUGGAAGAGGGUUGCUGGGCCGUUGGGGUGUCAACCAUGCCGCAGAUCCAAUAGUUACAAAAUGGAAACGAAGCAAUGAUGGCACCAUUGUUAAACACACGACAUCCGGAAGAAAUAUUGUUCAAAUGGUGGCAAUUCAACGGCGUGAUACUCUGGAAUGGGCGAUACCAGGUGGGAUGGUCGAUGCGGGAGAAAAAGCAACAGCUACAUUAAAACGUGAAUUCAUCGAAGAAGCCAUGAACAGCAAUAAAGUACAAGAAAUUGAUCGAUUUUUUGAAAAAAAUGGAACGGAAAUCUAUUCCGGUUAUGUUGAUGAUCCUAGGAAUACUGAUAACGCAUGGAUCGAAACGACUGCAUUCAAUUUUCAUGAUGAUACCGGCGAUACGUUGAAAGACAUUAAAUUCGAAGCGGGUGAUGAUGCUGGAAGCGUCCGUUGGUUAGAUUUAGAUCGAAAUAUCGAAUUGUAUGCAAAUCAUCAUGAUAUUGUGAGCAAAGUGGCUGAACGAUUAAAUGCCCAUUGGUGAACGUUUAUGGGGUCGCUUAACAUUUAAAAAUUCAUUUUAUGAUUGAAAUAAUUAUUUAUUUAAUAAUACAUUGUUGUCAAGAUGAAUUUGCAGAACAUUUAUUCUAUAAAUCUAUGCUCUCAUUCGUCAAAUAAAUCAUCAAAUACUACUAUUAAA